GGUUAGAUUUUUGUAUAAAUUUUUUGAGGUUAGAAAAAUUGUAAUCAAAAGAAAUGGAAGAAUUUGUUGUGGAAAAGGAUAAGAAUCCGGGAGAAGCUCAACAAAAUGCGAGUAUUGUUCUCGUCGAGCAAGAACUCCAGUCAAUUGACCUCACCAGUUCACAGGAUGAUGCAGUAAUUCCCACUGAUGCAGCUCAAGAGAGUGAUAUUCAGAUGGCAGAGGCGAUGGAGGAAGAAACUACUAAGGAGGCACCGGAUGAAGCUUCCGGCGGAUGUGACAUUGAUGCUGCUUAUUCAAAGGAAAACAACAUCCAGCAUCAUGUUUACCCGAAUGAUUCAUGCUUGAAGAUCAUUGAGGAAGUUAAGAACUACCCACUGCUGUAUGACAAGAAUCAUGAGCAUGCAAAGGACAUCGUACAAAAAUUACAAGCCUGGACGAAGGUUGCUGAGAAAUUGGGGAUGAAAAAAUCAGAAUGCAAAAAGAUAUUCCAUAGUACGUUCGUGAGAUUCUCCACCGUCUACACGGCAUUGCGUGAUCCUGGAAUGGAUAAGGAGGAAAAGGAGAAAAUCUUCAAGAAGAAAUUCAUCUACUACGACCACAUGCUCUUCUUCAGUCAGUACGUUGAUGUGGAACGUAUGAAGGCGGAUAUAGCAGCAAGGGUGCGUCAGAGUAAGAUGGAAAAGAAGAAGAAUCAAAAGAAGGCAGCUGCUGCUGAGAAACAAAAGGCUGCAAAGACUAAAUUGACUUCGCCGCAGCAGUCGAUGGUCUUUAAGAAGCAACGAUCUGAUGGUCCAGCACAGCAGCUGAGUGUAAACUUCUCCAGACCCGAGAACUUCUUAAGGAAUCCCUACUUGCAGAAUAAUACGUUCAACAAUAUGCUAAAUAGCAUGUCAAAUAUUCCCGGAAAUGGACCAUACGGGCCCCCUUUUUCCCAAGGACCACCCCAUGGAAACUAUUCUGGUCCACCUGGCACCAUGAGGCAACCCAUGGACAUGAUUCAGCGCAUGAACCCACCAAUGCCUCCACAGUCAGGUACAAAUCAACAGCAGAGAUCAUCGCAGAACAGCAAUGAUAACUUUAUGCCGGAUGACACGCACAUUGAUUUCUUCUUCAAGAGUGUUUCCCAGCAGGUGAAGAAGUCCAACAUUUCCGACAGGAAUUUCCUUGAUCUACAAUCCCGAAUUCUCGAUGCUCUAUCCUUUAAGCUGUAUGGAUUCAGAAGUAGACGGGAUUUGAUGAAUUUUUAAAUAAAAUAUUUGAAUUUGGCGCGCACUCGAAGUGGUGAAUUCGAAUGGGGAAAAGAGAGAAUGUGGGGAAAAAGAAUGGCGGCAAAAAUGACGUGGGUGGCGUAGUGAAACGCCGAAAACUUUGGUAAAGGAUUCUUUUCUUUUAAACUUUUAAACCCACAUCCCCUAUUGACGCCCCCGGAAGGAGAAAAUUACUCCUAAAGAACAUUCUACUUUUUCAUGGUCUCUUCUGAGCUAAAUACUAUUAUUAAUGAUCUAAAAAAAGGAUGGAACUUUCAUCUAAUAAAAAUAUCCUGUAUGUCUGAAAUAAAGGAAAUAAAAUCUUUUUGUGCUUUUUAAGCUUUUAAGGA
This is a messenger RNA of Lutzomyia longipalpis, 1597 nucleotides long. RefSeq lists its product as uncharacterized. NCBI's taxonomy places the organism in Eukaryota, Metazoa, Arthropoda, Insecta, Diptera, Psychodidae. Gene Ontology annotation, cellular component: transcription regulator complex; nucleus. Gene Ontology annotation, biological process: regulation of transcription by RNA polymerase II. The transcript has 2 exons. The record is from RefSeq and is a predicted model, not a curated record. Bases 54 to 1247 code for a protein of 397 amino acids.